CCAGUUUUUCUUUCGGCCAGUUUCGAUACAUCUCUCUCAGUGAACUUUUGACCGUCUGGUUUAGAUCUGCCAGACGGUUGUUUACGUCUGGAAACUGCUUAGUCAUUCAAACAGAUGGAAAACAGUGUUCAGUAGGAGAGACUCUGCCUGACUGCACAAGGGACCAGAACAAGACAGUGACACAGGAAUAUUCUUCCCGGCGACUGAACCUCAGAACCUGCACCACCAGCCCUGUGACCAAGGAACCAGCUGGACUACUGAGCCUCAGAACCUGGACCACCAGCCCUGUGACCAAGGAGCCAGCCGGACUACUGAGCCUCAGAACCUGGACCACCAGCCCUGUGACCAAGGAGCCAGCUGGACUACUGAGCCUCAGAACCUGGACCACCAGCCCUGUGACCAAGGAGCCAGCUGGACUACUGAGCCUAAAAACCUGGACCACCAGCCCUGUGACCAAGGAGCCAGCCGGACUACUGAGCCUCAAAACCUGGACCACCAGCCCUGUGACCAAGGAGCCAGCCGGACUACUGAGCCUCAGAACCUGGACCACCAGCCAUGUGACCAAGGAGCCAGCCGGACUACUGAGCCUCAGAACUUGGACAACCAGCCCUGUGACCAAGGAGCUGCUGGACUACUGACACAGCCACUGCACUGGCACCUCUAGAGCUGGCCCAUGUGUGGUGCACAGGAGACAAAGGGCUGAGCAGACGAGUGGAAAUGCCUGGUACAAAACUCACAGGAUUUUUCCAUCAGUGACCAACCAAGGAUGGAGAAGGACCAAAACCACAUGGCUGCAGUGAUAAUCGACCUUGCCCUGGAGAUCAACUCCUUGAUAACUGGAGAGGAUUACACAGUAGUGAAGAAGUCGUCUGAUGAGGGUGUGACCCCUCGUGUGUCAGGAGGACGGAAUAGGACCCAGAGCCCCAUCACCGAGCCUCCACCUCAUUCACUGAUACAUGAGCAGAAGAUCCUAAAACUUACCAACAGGAUCACUGACCUGCUGACUGGAGAGGUUCCUAUAAGGUUUCAGGAUGUCGCUGUCUAUUUCUCCAAGGAGGAGUGGGAGUAUUUAGAAGGACAUAAGGAUUUGUACAAGGACGGAAGCCACAUGGCUACAAGGAUAUUAGUCCUCUCCCGGGAAAUCAUCUCCUUGAUAACUGGAGAGGAUUACACAGUAGUGAAGAAGUUGUCUGGUAAGUUUGUGACAGCCCGUGUGUCAGGAGGAUGGAGCAUGACCCAGAGCCCCAUCACCGAGCCUCCACCUCAUUCACUGAUACAUGAGCAGAAGAUCCUAGAACUUACCAACAGGAUCACUGACCUGCUGACCGGAGAGGUUCCUAUAAGGUGUGAGGAUGUCGCUGUCUAUUUCUCCAUCGAGGAGUGGGAGUAUUUAGAAGAACACAAGGAUCUGUACACGGACGUCAUGAUGGAGAAUCACCAGCCCCUCACAUCACAGGAUGGAUCCAGUCAGAAAAAUCCACCAGAGAGGUGUCCCAGUCCUCUACAUUCCCAAGAGUGUCCAGAGGAGAAGCCAAAUGUCCCACUGGAUCAUCAGGAAAGUGAUGGAAGUGGAAGGACGAAUGGCCUGGAGAACCCCACAUCAGUGUCGGUGACUGGUGAAGACCGUACGAGAGGCUCCCGCGGCCAUGAUGUAGAAAAUAACCAAUCGCAGACUGGCAGGAAAAGAAGAGGACCUAGAGUGGAGAAUGCGUUUCCAUGUUCAGAAUGUGGGAAAUGCUUUAACUUUAAAUCGCAUCUUGUUGAACAUCAGAGAAGUCACACAGGAGAGAAACCUUACGCAUGUUCAGAAUGUGGAAAGUGUUACAGUCAGAAAUCCAAAGUCCUGAAACAUCUACAAUUUCACAUAGGGGAGAAGCCAUAUUCAUGUGCUGAAUGUGGGAAGUGUUUUACCCAGAAAUCAUGCCUGGUUAAACAUCAGAGAAUUCACACAGGGGAGAAGCCAUUUUCAUGUCUUGAAUGUGGGAGGUGUUUUACCCUCAAACCAAAUCUUCAGAAGCAUCUACGAACUCACACGGGGGAGAAGCCAUUUUCAUGUACAGAAUGUGGGAAAUGUUUUACUCAGAAAACACAUCUUGUGAGACAUCAGAGCAUUCACACAUAGAAGACAUUUUAAUUCUCAGAUUGUAGUCAAGUGGUGGGUGUGGAGGUCCAUCGUAGGACCUGCUGCCUCAGGACCGACCUACAGUACAAAAAAACCUAACCUAACACAGAGAUCCUGGACAAGGUCCCAGUGAUGGUUGUCUGUUAAUGGCUGGAAUCGUCUUCGAUUACUGUCCCUGGAACCAAAAACUGCAGUAUGGGGAGUAUCCAGGGUUUAUUUCAGGACCAUGUGAACGGUUGACUUUGAACCAUUUCUUUAAUGAACAAAGGAGCCUUAAAGUAAAUGUGUCACCAAAGACUUUUCCACCAGUUAAAACCAGAUAGCGACACAUUUUUUUUUCUAAUCUGUUUUUACUUUUUGAUAGCAGAUUUAUUUCUUCUGUUUCCUGAACCUUAUUAUGGGGGCGGCCAUCUUGAACAUGAUUAUGGGGUGGACAUCUUGCCUGAGCUGUUCUUAGCAUUUAGAAAGCAUUGACUUGUGUGGGAGAGUCUUCUAGGCAUGCUCUGUGACCUGUGCAGAG
Messenger RNA from Bufo gargarizans (Asiatic toad), 2642 nucleotides. RefSeq names its product oocyte zinc finger protein XlCOF7.1-like. NCBI's taxonomy places the organism in Eukaryota, Metazoa, Chordata, Amphibia, Anura, Bufonidae. The record is from RefSeq and is a predicted model, not a curated record. The transcript has 9 exons. Gene Ontology annotation, molecular function: DNA-binding transcription repressor activity, RNA polymerase II-specific. The coding region runs from base 767 to 2122 and encodes 451 amino acids. Gene Ontology annotation, biological process: negative regulation of transcription by RNA polymerase II.